Messenger RNA from Corvus hawaiiensis (hawaiian crow), 1106 nucleotides. RefSeq names its product leucine rich repeat containing 72 (gene LRRC72). Bases 1 to 936 code for a protein of 311 amino acids. NCBI's taxonomy places the organism in Eukaryota, Metazoa, Chordata, Aves, Passeriformes, Corvidae. The record is from RefSeq and is a predicted model, not a curated record. The transcript is spliced from 10 exons. Gene Ontology annotation, molecular function: protein binding.
AUGCAGGUCUUCUCAGGGAGAGGCAUUGAAACACUCAACAUUAAAUUGAGGUCAAUAAGAUACAAAGCCCAACUCAAUCCAAGGCACUGUCGCAGCAGUGGGCCCACUCCAGGAGCCGGCACGGGAGAGGGGCUCUCAGGCACCAAGGCAAUAGAAAACCAGCUGAAGAUCUGUGGCUAUAAGAGAAACAUGGAUGUCGUAGCACUGUAUCUGGCUAGACAAGGACUAAGGAGUAUCCCAAGUCUAUCAGAGUUUCCCAGAUUAAGGUAUUUGUGGAUUAACAACAAUAAGAUCCAAGAUUUAACCUUCUUGGUCAAAAACUAUUGCUUGACUGAACUCUAUCUCAACAAUAAUGAGCUGACAGAUAUAGCAGGUGCUCUGAAACACUUACGUUCAUUGCAGAUUCUGUUUCUUCACAACAACAAGUUAAAAAAACUUGGCAAAACAGUGAAGGAAUUGAAAGGAAUGAUAAGCUUGCAGACUCUAAACUUAUUCCAAAACCCUCUGGCAUAUGAUCCAGACUACCGGCUUUAUGUGAUAUACUUCCUUCCUUCAGUUCAGCUCCUUGACAGGAAAUCAGUUACACAAAGAGAAAGGGAGUCAGCACUUCAUCUCUAUAACCCCAAAAGGGCUUGGGUCAUGCAGUCAAUAGCUUUUGGGAAGAGAGUAGAUACAUCCCUGGUGACUACGGUGAGAUCUAGCAGAUGCACUCAACCAGCCAGAAGACCAAUAAUGCCCUCAGGUUGUGAAUUUGGAAAUAACACAAAUAAAGUACCAUUUGAGGACCCCAAAGAUGCGGUUUUAGCACGGGCAACUACAAGAUCUCUAAUGGAAUUUUCAGCUGUGGAUUGGAACAAAGUAGCCACCUGUCAAGAAAGACGGCUUAAAAACAAAGCAGAAGAGCCCCUUGAGAAGCUGACAGUCCAGUUUAGAUGAGAAAAAACCAAUUUCUCUCACUAGUGUUAACCCCGUAAGUAGGUUAACAUCUCAAUAAAACAAGUACACAACAACUGCCUCUAAUUAAGUGAAUUUCCAGAAAAAAAUUGUUAUUUUUUAUACUACAUAUGUAGUAUAGAGAGUGAAGAAAUUAAGAUAACAAAUGAUAA